Molecule: messenger RNA, 2035 nt
Organism: Cannabis sativa
Lineage: Eukaryota; Viridiplantae; Streptophyta; Magnoliopsida; Rosales; Cannabaceae
Product: receptor-like protein EIX1
Exons: 1
Coding region: 97-2034 (645 amino acids)
Molecular function (GO): protein binding
Source: RefSeq, a predicted model, not a curated record
GUAAUCAAUCAAGCUUUAGAUUUUUUAUUUAAUACUUUAUUAGUGAGAGAGAAGCGAAUUGAUCAAUUGAAUUCACUGAACAAAGGUCCAUCCAUAAUGAAUAGAUUAGCUCCUCAAAUUGUUAUUCUGGUGAUGUUUUGGACUUACUUGAGAGGUAUCCAUGGUGUGAAUUACAUUGCAGGAUCAGUUGGAGAAGCAAAAAUCAUGAGGUGCAUCGACCAUGAAAGACAAGCACUCCUCAAGUUCAAACAACAACUUUAUCAAAUCAAGGAUGGAUUUCUUUCAUCAUGGGAGAAAGAAAACACAGACUGUUGUGACUGGUAUGGUGUUCAGUGUUCCAAUGAAUCAGGAGGUCAUGUCACAGCUCUUGAUCUUUCUCCUUCAACAAAUAGAUUGCCUCCUCGGCUUUUCUACGAAGAAGAAGAUCGGUUUCUGCGAGGUAACAUCAGUAGUUGGAUUCUUGAGUUGAAAUUUCUUACUUAUUUGGACCUCAGUUCUGUUGAUUUUCAAGGGAACCAAAUCCCAUUUUUCAUUGGUGCUCUUACUCAAUUCAGGUACCUCAAUCUCUCUCACACACAAAUGAAUGGAGAAAUUCCUCCUCAGCUUGCAAAUCUUUCUAGCUUGCAGGUUCUUGAUCUUGGCAAUAAUUAUGAGCUCACCCUCACAAACAUGAAAUGGGUUUCUCAUCUUUCUUCUUUGAGAGUACUUGACCUUACUGAGACAAACAUGAGCAAAGCCAUUGACUGGGUUCAAACUGUUAGUCAACUCCCAUACCUUACAAACUUAGUGUUGAGUCUGUGUCAGCUUCCUAAUAUUACUAUCCCUUCUUCUCUUUCUUUACUCAACUCCUCAAAAUCACUUGCCAUCCUUGAUCUUUCCUAUAAUCGGCUCUCUGCUGGUUCAGUGUAUCAAAUGAUAUUAAACUUCAGUCGUAGCCUUGUUCAUCUUAACCUCUGGGAGAACCAAAUAAAUGGUUUCAUACCAGAAGCUUUUCAAAACAUGAGUGCCCUUGAAUACCUUGAACUUGGAGCUAAUGAAUUAGAAGGUUUCAUACCAGAAGCUCUAGGAAAGAUGAGUACCUUGGCACACUUGGGUCUCAGUUUGAAUGAGUUUAAAGGCUCUAUUCUUGAAGCUUUGGGGAACUUGACUGAUCUCACAUACCUUGAUGUUGGCAGUAAUCAAUUAGAAGGUGAAUUCCCAAAAUCCCUUUGGAAUUUAUGUAAGUUGCGUACAUUAAGAGCAAGAGAAAACAAUCUUCGUAGAGUAAUGAUUCCUGAGCAGAAUCAAUUACUGUCUAGGUGCCCACAAUAUCACUCUCUAGAGUAUUUGGAUUUCGGUUGGAACCGAAUCAUAGGGCCAUUGCCUAAUCUUACUUUAUUUUCAUCAUUGAAAGUAAUAACACUUUAUUUAAAUCAAUUCAGUGGAACUGUACCUGAAAGUUUUGGACGAUUAACACAGUUGGAGGAAUUGGAUCUUUCUUCAAACUCUUUAAAGGGUGUAAUUUCAGAAGCUCAUCUUUCAAAACUCUCAAAGCUAUCGCAUUUGAGUUUUUCCCAGAACUCACUAAUUUGGAACAUCACUUAUUAUUGGCUUCCUCCUUUCAAGUUGGAUUUUAUAGGACUUGAGUUUUGCAAGUUGGGUCCUCGGUUCCCAAAAUGGCUUCAAACUCAAAAAGAUUAUUCCAUUCUGAGUAUUUCUAAUGCAGGGAUAUCAGAUUCUAUUCCUAAUUGGUUUUGGGACAUCUUUAGUAGUUGUUAUUCCAUGGAUCUUUCUGACAACCAACUCCAUGGAAAAAUAACAGAUUCCUCAUUUGAAUUCAUGUAUUAUCCUGAAGUAAAUCUUAGUUCAAAUGAGUUAGAAGGUUCAAUACCCCAUUUCAUGUUCAAAGUGGGUGCACUAGAUCUUUCCAUGAACAGAUUCUCAAAACUAGAUUCCAUAUGCCAUAUCACUAAUGAUACAAACUUAACGUUGCUCGAUAUUUCGAUCAAUCAGUUGUCUGGGAAUCUCCCUGAUUGUUGGUCUUAUUUCAAAUAAU